Camellia sinensis is the source of this 788-nucleotide messenger RNA. NCBI's taxonomy places the organism in Eukaryota, Viridiplantae, Streptophyta, Magnoliopsida, Ericales, Theaceae. The record is from RefSeq and is a predicted model, not a curated record.
ACCCGUUGGGGUUGCUGUACAAUGAAGCUAAAGCAAUGCCCCAACCAUAUUUUCUCAGACAAGAAAAUGAGAAAGAAACCAAAAGAAAAUCUAAAUCCCCCAACUAAAAAGUAAAGUAGAAGAAAGAGAGUACGGUUGGACAGACCGUCUUUGUCAAUUAGUGGACUCCUCAUCGUCACCACCAACAAAAAUAAAGAAAACAACAUCUCAACCCCAAAUUACACGGUCUCUCUCCAGUCCAUAAGAGACUCAAAAUUACACGGUCUAGAUACAAACGCUAGGCCACCAAUUCAUAUCAAAGCCCUAGCAUUUCACAAAUCUCAUAAUAAUUGGAAGAAGAAGAAGAAGAUAUGUACGGGAGAGAUCCGUGGGGAGGGCCGCUGGAGAUAAAUGCGGCGGACUCGGCCACCGACGAUGAUCGGAGCAGGAACCUACAGGAGUUUGACAAGGCGGCGCUGUCGAGGCCGCUGGACGAGACGCAGCAGAGCUGGUUGUUAGGUCCGGGAGAGCAGAAGAAGAAGAAGUAUGUGGAUCUGGGUUGUAUUAUUGUCAGUCGGAAGCUGUUUGUGUGGACUGUCGGGACGAUUCUCGCUGCUGGGUUUCUGGUAGGGUUUAUUACUCUUAUUGUCAAAACUGUGCCCCGCCACCACCACUCUCAUUCGCCGCCGGACAAUUACACCAUCGCGCUCGGCAAAGCCCUCAUGUUCUUCAAUGCCCAGAAAUCUGGAAAGCUUCCAAAGCAUAAUAAUGUUUCAUGGAUUGGACCACGGUGACUCGAACCAUCAGCG